AUGGUUACCGCAAUCAAUCCUGAAAUCGAAACCAAGUCCGCGGUUGCCGAAACCGCCGAGGCGCCCGCUCAGCCCGCCGCCGUCGACGUUUCCGCGAUCCCGGAAACCCCGGCCGAGUUGCUCGAGCAGUGGGAAAACACCCGCAAGCCCUCCGUCCAGGCGACCAUCAUGGCGAGUUUCGUCGCCCUGUGGAACGUGGUGGCCGGCCCGGGGAUGACCAACCGCGCCCGCCUGGAGCGGGAAAUCGCCGAGACCCGCGGCUACCGCGACGGUUUUCACCAAACUGGCCUAGUCAGCCGCCACCUGCCAAAGGAUGGCGCCGCCCUCCCGGCGUCGCCCGAUAGCUGGCAAGGGUCGCCGCAGCAAUGCGGCGGCCCUUUUUUCGGUUGA
Geodia barretti is the source of this 390-nucleotide messenger RNA. The record is from the annotation of a GenBank genome assembly. NCBI's taxonomy places the organism in Eukaryota, Metazoa, Porifera, Demospongiae, Tetractinellida, Geodiidae.